AGACAAUGUGCUUCUUAUCAAGCAGCACGUGGAGAAAACGGCGAUGACCGGAGCAGCCACAAGCGGUCAUCCAUUGAUCGUAGACAAAGAAGAUAUCGUAGUGCACGGGUGGGCUGAGUCGUUCGUGUCUAGAAAAUCUGGAAAAUCUCGACCCGAAUAAUACCAUGUGUAAAUGUUAUGGCGCUCCGAAGUAUAAGACUGACAUGUAGUAAUGUACUCCUUCAGACUGCACAAUCUUCUCAAAAAUGAAGCUCUCUUUAAUUGUUUUGCCGUUUCUUUAUCAUGUCGCAUUUGGCGACAUGGUUCUAGAGGACUUCUCAGACCCUUCUCGAUAUUUGGACGGGGCGAACCUUUUAGGGCAAGACACCAGUGAUGACGGCACAAUGAAAAUCAACUUACCCGCCUCAAACGGUCUCUUGAGCAACCUGACUUUACAACGCGCCAAUGCCGAUUCUUACUGGUAUUCCUUGACGGGUUGUCACGAUGCUCGUCAGAUCUCGGCCAUCAAAAUCGACAUCAAGUCUAGUUCUCCUCUAUCAAAUAUUACGAUUGGCUUACACCUUUCGAAAGGCAUUGCUAUCGAACCUCCCCCUGCAACCUUGUGCGACACCCGAAUCAAACUUGACACGACGUUGUCAGUAACAAACGUUCUCAAAACCUACACUCUUCCGUUGACCCGUUGGACUAGUUCCUUAAACCAUGGCUUGUACGCUGUGGUUUUAUGGAAUUUACCGGCCGGAGUCAAAUUUACUGUCGGAAACGUCACUUUGGUCAGCUCUACUCAGUGGGGAGCCUGUGCUGAUUAUUCACGAGGAUGUAUAAACACCAGUUCAUUCCCGAAGUAUCUGUCAAACACCGGUGUUCAUCGGUUUCAAGUAAACGUAUGGACAAACAUCACUCGGCAAAUACACAUUCGAGCUCUCUACAGCGGAAAAGUCGUCGGCACAGUAGUCAAAACGGUCAACGGAUCCAACAGUACACAAAAAGUACAAGUAGCGUUGAAAUAUCCACUACCUCUACCUGCGAACGGUUUAUCAUUGGACGGGUAUUUCCAGCUCGGCAGUGUGGUGACUGCAAAAGCGAGCGUCAACCUUGUGGACAACAACAACAAUUAUGCUACGAAGUAUACGAUCUGCAAGCCGGGAUUAUUUGCCUUGACCUUCGACGAUGCGCCCUCAAAGUAUACGAGCUCGCUUUUAGAUUAUCUAUCUUCUCAAAAAGUAAUGGCAACGUUUUUUGUAAACGGCAACGCGACCAGUUUUUUCGAUGGAUCUCCGGUCGGGGUGGAUAUUUAUCCAAACGUAUCGAGACGGAUAGCUUCCGAUGGUCACUUAAUCGCAAGUCACACCUACACACAUCCUUGGUUGACGAGUUUGAACCAAACUCAAGUAGUCUCCGAAAUGAUCAGUAUCGAAGAUUCUCUUUCAAAACUUGGCCUUCCGAAACCUAAGAUUAUGCGUCCUCCCCAUUCGGCGACGAAUGCAGAAGUGGACAAAACUCUGAAAGAUCUCGGGUACAUCAAUUUUUCUGAAAACAUCGACUCUUACGAUUGGUUUCUGUUGAAAGACGUCUAUUCGAGCUUUGCCACUUUCAAGUAUAAUUUAGACAAUGCAAAUGUGGCAACCGAUGGACACGUUAGCUUACAGCAUAGCAGCACUCCGUACAAUGUAAUGUUGACUAAAAUGGUGGUCGACUACGUGAGGAGCAAAGGUUACCAAUUUGUUACAGUAGAUAAAUGUAUUUGACAUCUGAGGAGGUAAAGGUUACGAAUUUGUUACAUUAGAUAAACGUAUUUGACAACUGAGGAGUAAAGGUUACGAAUUUGUUACAUUAGAUAAAUGUAUUUGACAUCAUUAUAAAUUAUCAUGUUAUCGAUAAAACUUGUGAAUUCGUCAUAUCCGUG
Spizellomyces punctatus DAOM BR117 is the source of this 1903-nucleotide messenger RNA. RefSeq lists its product as uncharacterized. The record is from RefSeq and is a predicted model, not a curated record. The coding region runs from base 246 to 1745 and encodes 499 amino acids. NCBI's taxonomy places the organism in Eukaryota, Fungi, Chytridiomycota, Chytridiomycetes, Spizellomycetales, Spizellomycetaceae. Gene Ontology annotation, biological process: carbohydrate metabolic process. The transcript has a single exon. Gene Ontology annotation, molecular function: hydrolase activity, acting on carbon-nitrogen (but not peptide) bonds.